Molecule: messenger RNA, 2334 nt
Organism: Rhodofomes roseus
Lineage: Eukaryota; Fungi; Basidiomycota; Agaricomycetes; Polyporales; Fomitopsidaceae
Product: P-loop containing nucleoside triphosphate hydrolase protein
Exons: 10
Coding region: 1-2334 (777 amino acids)
Cellular component (GO): microtubule; cytoplasm; membrane
Molecular function (GO): GTP binding; GTPase activity; microtubule binding
Source: RefSeq, a predicted model, not a curated record
AUGACUCCCACAUCCCCUGCUGCGACUGCCUCGCCCUCGAAUGGACCUGACCAGGCGAGCGACAGCUCCGGAAUCGAGCCCGGAGCUGGUGGCAUCGGCUUGUCAGAUCCACAAUUCUUGACUGUGCGGCGCAAGCUUCUUGAUCUCAUCAACCGAUUGCACAACACAGGCGUGCAACGGGACGUCGAUUUACCCGUGAUAGCAGUCAUUGGGAGCCAGAGCGCAGGCAAAUCGUCGCUCAUAGAGUCCAUCUCGGGUAUCACGUUGCCGAGGGCCACCGGUACCUGUACAAGGCAAGUUCAGUCUCAAUUAGAUUGCAUCGUCUCGCUUCGCUUUGUCACCGACCAGCACGGUCAGGCGCUCGGCCAUGCGCGCAACGAGCCUUUCGGGGAAGUCAUCCACAACAAGGCUGAAGUCGAGGAGCGCAUCAGGCGUGCACAGCGUGCUGCCUUGAACCCCAGUGUCAAGCCUUCCCAGUUCCUCCAGGGAGCUGAUGUGGACCCGGCGCACCCAGAGCUCUCGUUCACGAUGAACUGUGUCUGUCUCCAGAUCCGCGGUGGUGACGUUGCUGAUCUGUCCUUCUGUGACCUUCCCGGUCUUAUCAGCAGCGUAGGCAAGGGUGGAAAGGAGUCCGACAUCGGGCUCAUCACUAGCCUCGUCACUUCGUACAUAUCGAAGCCAAGCUGCAUCGUACUCCUCACUGUAGCAUGUGAAACGGACUUCGAGAAUCAGGGCGCGCACCAUCUCGCCAAGCAGCACGACCCUGAAGGCAAGCGCACCAUAGGCGUACUGACCAAGCCAGACCGUAUCCCUUCCGGCGAAGAAGCUCGCUGGACUCGUUUCAUCAAGAAUGAGUACGAGCCGCUGGACAAUGGAUGGUUCAGCGUUAAGCAACCCGACUCGCUCGCUCUCGCCUCCGGCAUAACUUGGGCAGACGCGCGCCGAAAGGAGCGCGAGUACUUUUCGUCCACGUCUGUGUGGUCUGAGCUCGAUCCAGAAUACCAGCGAUACCUCGGGACGACGAACCUGACCGAACGACUCAGUCAGAUUCUGUCUGAACUGAUAGCGAAGCGGCUUCCGGAGCUGCAAGACGAACUUCAAAAUCUCUUGCAGAAAACUGAAGAUGCUUUGCGCCAGCUCCCGAAACCGCCAUCGAAUGACGCCUUCGCAGAGAUUCUUCACCUGUUGUCCGACUUCGCUCGAGAGAUGUCCAAGCAUCUGGAAGGGACACCGGAGGGACACGGUCUCCUACAGACCCUGAGGCCUGUGCAGGAGCGGUUCAAGAAGGCGAUCCGAGACACGGCGCCUGACUUCCGACCAUUCCCGAAGCCACAACGUGCCAAGGAUCGAGAGACUGAUAUGGCGAAGCAAGACCUCGUUGAUGCCGAUGGGACACAGUUUCAACAACCUGAGUUCUUGCGUGCUGAAGAGCCUGACACUUGGGAAGUAGGCAAUGAUGAUCGCGCUGUGUACGUGGAUGAAGUAAUGGCGCGAGCUCGAGAGGCUACGACACGCGAGUUACCCGACUAUUACCCAUUUGUUGUCAUACAGGAGUAUAUCAAUGCCGUCACCUCCAAGUGGGAUGUCCCGACGAGAAAUCUGUUUGACUCGGUGCAAAAGAUCCUGACGACCUACGUCAAGCAGGUCGUCUCGCGGCACUUCUCGAGGUUCACCCACGGCGGACUACACCAGCAUGUCAUAACUGUGGUCAACGAGCAUAUCAAGGAACGUUGCGAAGAAACGAUCACGAAAGUCCUGUGGUUGCUGGAGCUGGAGCAGCGGCCGUGCACGCUGAACGGCCACUACUACUCCGACUACAGGGACAAGUUCGUAUCGCACUACCGCGCGUACCGAUCCAGCAGUGGCUCUGAUUCCCUGUUGACGGAGCUGGGAAAGCUAAAGUACUCUGGCUCCAAUGGGAGAAAUCAAACGGAGUUUCAGAGGAACACGGCGCAAGUGUUGUCCGGACUAAGCGCGAUCGGUAUCGCUGGUGUGCAGGCAACAGACCUCCCCAAGCUGUUGCCUCCGGACCCAUACGAGCCCGCAUUGAACAUCAUGGCUUGCGUGCGCGCGUACUUCCAAGUGGCCUACAAGCGAUAUGUAGACUACGUACCUAUGGCGGUGGAUCGUGAACUCAUCCUCGGGAUCGACUCGGACGGUGCGCUGGAAAGUGUGCUGUUGAAGGGUUUAGGCAUCACUGGGUCGGAUGGCCCGCGGCGCUGCAAGGACUUCUUGCAGGAGCCUUCGAAUGUCGUCACUCGCCGUCAGGAGUUGCAGAAGAGGUGGGAGAGGUUGGAAACGGCUAAGCAGGAACUAAUGGACAUUUGGCUGUGA